AUGGAGGAAGGUAUCAGUGCAACAGCAUACAAAACAGAAAGAAGUUUCAACAAUCAAAUUGUGCUCAACACCCCAAUAGAAGCAACAUUCUCUUCUACAAAUCCAUUUAAAUGUAAAAACAAACUUUUACCGGAAAAACAUUUACAAACUUUAAUAAAAACAUUUAUAAAUUCUGGAGAAACAAACUUGUUCCGGAAAAACAUUAAACAAAACAAGUUGUAA
Messenger RNA from Meloidogyne enterolobii, 222 nucleotides. NCBI's taxonomy places the organism in Eukaryota, Metazoa, Nematoda, Chromadorea, Rhabditida, Meloidogynidae. The record is from the annotation of a GenBank genome assembly.